Candidula unifasciata is the source of this 337-nucleotide messenger RNA. The record is from the annotation of a GenBank genome assembly. NCBI's taxonomy places the organism in Eukaryota, Metazoa, Mollusca, Gastropoda, Stylommatophora, Geomitridae.
AUUCAACGUGAACCUGGUGUGCGGAGGCUCCCAACCCGAACACCACGACGUGGCCUUCACCUUUGACGUCCGCUUCAACUUCAGUAGCAACCGCAACCAGGUGGUUCGAACCCACAAGGCCGGGGGCAGCUGGGGCCCUGAGGAGCUGGACCAGAGCUACUUCCCGUUCUCCGGAAACGUGCCUUUUGAGAUAGUGAUCAUCGUGGAGCACCAUGGGUUUAAGAUUCACGUGAACGGCCAACAUUUCACCGACUUCCACCAUCGAAUCCACCCCAUCCAGAGAAUCACCCACCUCAACGUGGAGGGUGAUGUGAGGCUGACCCAGGUCAAAGUUUAA